AUGGACACCAAGACGCAGAGCUUUUUCAUCGCCCACACCCAGCCCCACAGAAACUCUCGGUCCCAAGGUCACACUUGCAGCCACUGCAGCUGCCACUGCCAAAGCUGCCGCCAGAGUUGCAGCUGGAGCCGCAGCCCCAACCAGAGCCUGCCCAGCCAACAGAGCCAGAGGCCCAGCUCCAGCCUGCCACCGAAGCACCACAGACAGGCCGUGCACUCCCACCCCUCUCCCGCGCGCACCCCCACCCACUGCGGCAGCCGCUCCAAGAACAGAAAGGCCUCAGAGGGCAAGGCGAGCAAAAGGAAGAUGGCCAGGAGGGUCCAGCAGGUCUACAGGACAAAGAGGCAGGGUCCAGGGCCUAGUGUGGGGAUCAGAGACAGCCACGAGCUGUGUCCCAGGCCACUCCUACCACCCAUCAUGGCUAACGCCCCAGCUGUCCACACCUACAGCCCGAGGACCCUCCACACCCAAUCCUGGGGCGUCUUCUGA
Molecule: messenger RNA, 489 nt
Organism: Carlito syrichta (Philippine tarsier)
Lineage: Eukaryota; Metazoa; Chordata; Mammalia; Primates; Tarsiidae
Gene: TNP2
Product: transition protein 2
Exons: 2
Coding region: 1-489 (162 amino acids)
Biological process (GO): penetration of zona pellucida; acrosome reaction; spermatogenesis
Cellular component (GO): nucleosome; nucleus
Molecular function (GO): zinc ion binding; DNA binding
Source: RefSeq, a predicted model, not a curated record